AUUUAUUCGUUGAGUAUUUAGUUAGGUAGUAAGCUGGUUAACGGUGCUAGCAGCAGUGAGUAUUGUUUGUGUUUUUGUCACAGUAAACUUAAAAGCGUAAUAGCAAAAUGACUUCAUCUUCCGCCAAGGUGGGUGAAAUCUUCUCGGCUGCAGGUUCUGCCUUCACUAAACUGGGUGAACUGACGAUGCAGCUGCAUCCUGUAGCAGAUUCCUCUCCUGCAGGGGCCAAAUGGACAGACACUGAAAUUGAGAUGCUGCGUUCAGCCGUGAGCCGCUUCGGAAAUGAUUUGAACAAUAUAAGUUCAGUCAUUAAGGAGCGCACAGUUUCCCAAAUCAAGACCACAGUAAAGAGGAAGCUUUAUGAUGAUAGCGGAGUUCCUCUUGCAUCCGAGUCACCACAAAAAUCUGUGAAGAAACCUGGCCUGGCUCCAACCUCUCAAGCUGUUAUGAAAACAGGGCUGCAUAGACCUUCCACAUUACAACCCACAAUAAAAAAGUCAAAGACUGCAGACGUGACGCUCAGUGCACUGAAUGACUCUGAUGUCAAUAGUGACUUGGUGGAUAUGGAAGGACUUGGAGAGGGAUCUAACAAAAAGCCAAACUUUGAUCAGGAGUGCCUCAGUUUGGAUUCCAGCCUUAUAAUGAACUCCAGUGACCUGCCUCUGCUCUCCCGGUGAUGACACAUUGUACAUGAACUAUUUAAAAGACUCUGUGUUUAUGUUGACUGAAACAGAAGUGUACCGCAGAAAACUUUGAUCUGGAUUUCUGUACCUGGAAAUAAUCACUCACUGAUGUUACUUAAUUCAACACAUACAUACAUAAUUACUUGAUUCAUGAUUCAUAAGCUGGAGUUAAAUAAAGUUGGGGGUCAAUUUUCCAA
Messenger RNA from Trichomycterus rosablanca, 880 nucleotides. RefSeq names its product chromosome 18 C17orf49 homolog (gene bacc1). NCBI's taxonomy places the organism in Eukaryota, Metazoa, Chordata, Actinopteri, Siluriformes, Trichomycteridae. Gene Ontology annotation, cellular component: NURF complex; MLL1 complex. The record is from RefSeq and is a predicted model, not a curated record. Bases 108 to 677 code for a protein of 189 amino acids. The transcript has 6 exons.